GCGAGUUCCGGAUGAACCAAACGUUUGCUCAAAAAAUAUCGAAAAGGGUGUUAUCCGACUUUACGGUUACGAAAAAGGUCGCUGAAGUUGAACUGCUGAAAGCAAAAUGAGUUUUGGAGGAAAUAAACCGUCCAGUUCUGGAUUUGAAUUUAAAAAGUUUGAAUCUGCUGAAGAGGUAGAAGAAAAGAAGAAGAAAAGGCAAGAAGAAUGGGAAAAAGUUCGGAGACCUGAUCAGCCUCUAGAAUGCCCUGAGGAAGAUACAAGAACACUUUUUGAACAGCUUGAAGAACAAAAACAAGCCAAAGAAAUGGAAUGGGAAGAGGCACAUAAACUGAAAAAUUCUAUAAAAGGUUUAGAUGAAGAGGAGGUUGAUUUUUUAGAAGAAGUUUCAGAUCGACAAAUACAGCUUGAAAAAGCCAUUAGAUCUGAAGAAAAAACUGUCUUAAAUGAACUGAAAAUAUCCUUUAAGAAUAUUUACCUUGCAACUUCAGUGUUGACUGAGACUGACAAAGAAAAAAGACUCGAUAAGCCUUCAUCAUCUAAAUCACAACCUAUAGCUUCCAGUAAAAAAUCACAACAAGCCCUGUUAGCUGGGGCUGUGAAACGAAAAAGUACCGAUGAUCAUGGUGAUUCAAAGCCGGCAAAAGUGGAUUCAGAGGCAGACAACAAUGGAACUGUACAGUCAACUGUUCAAACAGCUAAAGUAAUUGGUAUUUUACCAGGCAUUGGAUUUUAUGAUGAUCAUAGCAGUGACUCGGACUCUACUUCUAGUGAUUCUUCUAUUGAAUUAUCUCGUCCUAUUAAAAUUAAGAAAGUGGUAGUACAACAGGCUGAUGGAUGAGUUUCAUUGCUUAUGUUUCACUCGUUCAUUGUUCACUUCAACAUAAGUUGCAUUUAGACUUUUUGGAUCAACUCUGCAGUCCAGUGUUUGUGUGGAAUUUAUUUCAAGAAACCUUACAGAAUUUUCUAUAUAUCCUAGCAAUACAAUUGUUUGCAUUUGAUGGGACCUAUAGAUAUACAUAUAUUCUUAACUUUAGUUUGUUUCGUUCCAUUUAUUUCAUUGUACCAAGUCAACUUAACUUCUGUGGCUGUUUAUUUAGAUAAUUGGGGACAAUCCUCAAUGAAGUAGAAAAAAAAAAUGCUGACUGCAUAUUGGCCAACAUCUAUCAAAAGUUAAAUUAUAAGAAUUGUCAUAAAAUUUAUCUGAUAAAAAUGUUUGAUUCAAAAAAGUUCCACAAGUGGGCAUGUUAUAACUACUUCAUAAUGCAUUGUUAACAUCUUCAUUUUUCAUUGUUAUAUUUUACAUUGUAAAUAAAACUGUUAUCAUACUG
Lottia gigantea (owl limpet) is the source of this 1331-nucleotide messenger RNA. RefSeq lists its product as hypothetical. Gene Ontology annotation, cellular component: nucleus. The record is from RefSeq and is a predicted model, not a curated record. Bases 107 to 841 code for a protein of 244 amino acids. The transcript has 7 exons. Lineage: Eukaryota; Metazoa; Mollusca; Gastropoda; Lottiidae.